CGAAUUCCGGUCCCCCAGGUGGCCACUUCCGGUUAGCGCCGGUGUCGCCGCCGCCUGUCGCGACAGGGAGGUGACCCGGCCGUGUGGGGCUGUCGCGAUGAGGGCGGGGGCGGUGCUGCGGCUCUGCGCUCGCCCGGAGCCCCGGUACCGGCAGGGGCAGCAGCCGGCGCCUGGAAUCCGCGAGUAUUUCUAUUACGUGGAUCACCAGGGACAGCUUUUCCUGGACGACGCCAAAGUCAAGAACUUCAUCACCUGCUUCAAAGAUGUCGCCUUCCUGUCGUUCUUCUUCAAGCAGCUGCAGCGGAACCGCAGCGGGCGCUUCCAGGCGCGGUUCCCGUUCGUGUCGCGCUGCGGCCGCGAGCGGAAUUUCCUGCGCUGCGCCGACGUCCCGGUGGUCUUCACCCGGCUCCUGCCGGGAGCCCCCGGGAGCCCCCCCGGCCUCUCCUACUGCGGCUCGGGGCUGGCGGUGCCGUUCCAGCCGGGAAUGCUGGCGGUGCUCCCGGAGAACGGGCGGCUCUAUCACCCGGCGCCGGAGCGCGCCGGCGGCGUGGGCCUGGUGAGUUCGGCGCUGGCGGCCGAGUGGAGCUCCGGGUUUCGCUUCGGGGAUGGGCCCCACGAGCCGCCCACGGAAUUCCUGUGGGAAGGGAGGAGCUACCGGCUCAGCGGGGAAGUGUUGGGAAUUCUGAGGGCGGAAAAAUCGGGAUGGGAGCGGCGGGAGGAGGUUGAAUCCCAUUCAGAAUGAGGCGGAAUUCCC
Molecule: messenger RNA, 754 nt
Organism: Prinia subflava (tawny-flanked prinia)
Lineage: Eukaryota; Metazoa; Chordata; Aves; Passeriformes; Cisticolidae
Gene: C1H8orf82
Product: chromosome 1 C8orf82 homolog
Exons: 3
Coding region: 98-742 (214 amino acids)
Source: RefSeq, a predicted model, not a curated record